AUCAUACUACGCCGAUACCAUGGAACACACCAAGCACAGUCGCGGCUGAACUGCUCCAUCGUCUCACGGCAGCAUGGAGGAGUGGACCAAGGCUGCCAGCGUGAUCGUUGGGACUCUCAUGAUGUUUUCCCUCGGGUCGGCCUAUGCAAUCUCGUCGUGGAAUGGUCAGAUGAAAGACGCGCUCGAGAUGACGCAGAGCGAGAUCGCAGCUGUCGCUGCUUGCUUCACAUUUGGCCAGUACAACUCCAUUUGGGCUGGAUUCUUCUACGAUCGAUUUGGUGUCAGGUGGACAUCUUUGGUGUCAGCAGUGAUGCUUGCGACGUUCUACUGGUUGGCGGCGUUUCUCAGCGCGACCCCAUCGGCUCCGCACUGGGCAAUGUCGGCGUGCUUUGUUUUCAUUGGCCUCGGUCACGCGUUUCCCGCGGUAGCAGGCAUGGCGGCAAAUGAAGGCGUCUACGGUCAAAUCCAUCGAGGCAAGAUCAUGGGACUACUGGUCAGCAGCUACAGUGGCGGCGGGGCAGUCUUUGCCUACAUCUACCACACGUGGUUUGACCACGACGUCGACGCCUACUUCACUUUCAUUGGGUCGUCGCUCUCGCUUUUGUGUAUCUUUGGCGCUGUGUUUCUCCAAGCCAGGGGUCACCAUCAUGUCCUCGAGCGAGACGAUGAAGCGAUGCCUCUUGAGCGAAAGGACGAAGUCGGGCGAGACAUCACGCUGUGGCCGUUGGUGCAAACCGCCCAAUUCUGGCACUUGUUUGUCGUGGUGCUUGUUGGUGUGGGGUGCCCGCUCUUCGUCAUGAACAACCUGAGCUUCCUCGUGGAAUCCAACGGCGGCGACGUCACCCACGUCCCGACGCUCGUGUUGCUCUUCUCGCUCUUCAACCUGGUGGGACGGUUUGCAAUGGGAGCAAUCUCGGAUGCGUGGCUGUCGACGGUGCCUCGGAGCUACUUUCUGACUGCCAGUGUCGUGUUGGUGGGGGUGGUCCAGCUGUCGUUCGUCGUGUGCCCUGUCGAGUACAUGAUGGUUCCAGUGGUGCUGACGGGAUUUGGAGAAGGCUGCGUCUUCGGCCUCUUUCCCGUACUGACUCGCGAGUUGUUUGGCCGACGGCACUUUGGCAAGAACUACGGCCUCGUGAGUCUCGCCAACGCGGUGGGGUUUCCUCUCGUGCUGGACCCGCUCUCGUCUGCGCUCUACCGCGUGCAACUCACCCCCGGCACGGAAAAGUGUUUGGGCAGCGGGUGCUUCACUCCCAUGUUCUUCGUCACGGCGGGGCUGAGUCUCGUGGCCACGUUUAGCUCGACGCGAUUGCAUUGAGAACUCCAACGCAUCACAAAUUCAAGAGUUCAUGCACGGGUCGCCGUCGUACUUGUGAGUUGUGCCAUGAUUUUUGAACAGGUUGUUGUCGUUUCCAAACCGACGCAUGGUCCAUGUUCGCCCAAGGAUGGCUCCUCCCUGCUCGCAAGCAGACAUGUUGAAGUAACAUCCCGCGUUGUCCGAA
Messenger RNA from Aphanomyces invadans, 1499 nucleotides. RefSeq lists its product as hypothetical. Gene Ontology annotation, molecular function: transmembrane transporter activity. Gene Ontology annotation, cellular component: membrane. The transcript has a single exon. Gene Ontology annotation, biological process: transmembrane transport. The coding region runs from base 74 to 1315 and encodes 413 amino acids. The record is from RefSeq and is a predicted model, not a curated record. Lineage: Eukaryota; Oomycota; Saprolegniomycetes; Saprolegniales; Verrucalvaceae.